This is a messenger RNA of Xenopus tropicalis (tropical clawed frog), 6947 nucleotides long. RefSeq names its product transforming growth factor beta receptor 2 (gene tgfbr2). Lineage: Eukaryota; Metazoa; Chordata; Amphibia; Anura; Pipidae. Gene Ontology annotation, biological process: cell surface receptor protein serine/threonine kinase signaling pathway. The transcript has 12 exons. Bases 270 to 2702 code for a protein of 810 amino acids. Gene Ontology annotation, molecular function: protein kinase activity; transforming growth factor beta receptor activity, type II; kinase activity. Gene Ontology annotation, cellular component: membrane; plasma membrane; membrane raft. The record is from RefSeq and is a predicted model, not a curated record.
GGAUUGUACUGUGAUUGACAGUGACUGGGUGAGGGCCCCGCACAGCUGUUUGCGAAGUUGAAGAUUUCCUGUUUCCUCUGGAGUUGCUGAAGAGAAGGCACGGAGUUGUGGGCAGCAAACGGUGCCUGUCGGAAUGUGCACAGCUUUGUGUUCAGCUGUGUAGCUGCCGGAGCCCAGGGGAGGGGGACACGCUCGCUGCUUCUAGAAGACGAUCUUUUUCUGGAUUACUUGAAUCUUAUGUGGCGAAUCUACAGCGAGACAGACUGUAUAUGAGACCUGGAUUUUAUAACAGCGCUAUGGGUAUGGGAGGCGGCUUGUGGCUUCUCGCAGGGCUUUGGAGUUUGACAGCCAGCGCCGUUUCAAGUAGUCUUCCUUUAGACCUGGGUGUGGGUCUUUUAUGCAAGUUCUGUGACGAGAUGCCAACAAACUGCAAUGGCAGAGAUUCCUGUAUUAGCGACUGCAGUAUAACUACCAUUUGUGAAAAUCCAGAAGAUAUUUGUGUAGCUAUAUGGAGGAUGAAUAACCAGAAUAGAACUAUAGAAACUAUGUGCCACCCUUUAACAAAUGAUCUGUUUGGCCACAAGCUGAAAAUCCUCAAUCGGAAUAGAUGUGUUAUGCAGAAAAGAAAGUCUUCUGGGGAAACUCUGUACAUUUGUGCAUGUUCGGAUGAGGAGUGCAAUGACCAAAUAGUCUUCACAGAUGACAAAGUUACAAAUAUGAAUACAGACCAAAAACCUCAACCUGUGAUACCAAAUGAUGGAAACCAUCCAGGCAGUGGAGUUCGUAAUAAAGUACCUGUUUUAUGCAAGUCAUGUGAUGUGAGACAGACAGCAUGUGCAGAUGAAGGCUUGUGCACUAGCACAUGCGAAACUACCAUAAAGUGUGAAGCUGAAGAAGUUUGUGUGGCUAUAUGGAGAAAUAACAACGGCAGCCUUACUGAACAGUUAUUAUGCCAUAACCCAGCACAGAAGCUGUAUGGGCACAUUUUGGAUGAUCAUGUCUCCUCAAAGUGUUUCAUGAAAGAAAAGGAGAUGAGUGGUGAAAACAUGUUAAUGUGCUCCUGUGAUACCAAUGAAUGCAAUAGUGAAUUCUACAUAGGCACUAGUUCCAAACCUAGUAUAUGGGUUCCACACGUUUUGUGUAGGUUUUGUGAUGUGAAAGAGACAACAUGCGAAAACCAAGGCUACUGUACCAGUGUGUGCAACAUAGCCUCCGUUUGUGAGCACCAAGAAGAAGUGUGCAUAGCUAUAUGGAGGAAUAAGGAUGGCAACAUCACCGAGGAAACAAUGUGUCAUGACCCAAAAAAGGAACUGUAUGGCUAUAAACUGGAUGACUAUAAUGAGAAAGAGUGCAUCAUGAAGGAGAAAAAGACAAGUGAGGGAAUAAUGUCCAUGUGUUCGUGUAGAGGAAAACUUUGUACUGAGAGGUUUUUUUUUCCUCCAGCAAAUGAGACAAAUAUAGACCCAUCUAAAGACAUACUCCUGAAAGUUCUUCUCAUCACUCUUCUUCCACUGGUCUGGAUCACCAUUGCAGUCAUCGUCGGCUUCUACUUCUACCGUGUUCAGAGAACAAAGAAACUGAAAAAGAAAUGGGAAAAGAAUCCAAAGUGCAUGCGCCAUCCCGAUAUGGACUGCAGCGAUGCCUGUGCGAUUAUGAUAGACGAUGAUCGUUCUGACAUCAGUUCAACAUGUGCCAACAACCUAAACCACAAUACUGAGCUUCUCCCAAUUGAAUUAGACACUUUGGUUGGGAAAGGUCGAUUUGCUGAAGUGUACAAGGCCAAGCUAAAACAAAAUACAUCAGAACAGUAUGAAACAGUGGCUGUCAAAAUUUUCCAUUUUGAAGAAUAUGCAUCCUGGAAGAUGGAAAAAGAUAUUUUUUCUGACAUGAAUCUGAAACAUGAGAACGUACUGCAGUUCCUGACAGCAGAAGAGAGGAAAACUGACACUGGCAAACAGUAUUGGCUCAUCACUGCUUUCCACUCUAAAGGCAAUCUACAAGAAUAUUUAUCCAAGCAUAUCAUCAGCUGGGAAGACCUUAUGAAGCUUGGAGGCUCUUUGGCCCGUGGCGUUGCUCAUUUGCACAGUGAUCACACACCCUGUGGCAGACCAAAGACACCAAUUGUUCACCGCGACAUUAAGAGCUCAAAUAUUUUGGUUAAAAAUGAUCUCACAUGUUGCUUGUGUGACUUCGGUCUGUCUCUUUGGCUUGAACCUUCACUUUCAGUGGAUGAUCUUGCAAACAGUGGCCAGGUCGGAACUGCUAGGUAUAUGGCUCCAGAGGUUCUAGAGUCUAGAAUCAAUCUGGAGAACAUAGAAUCAUUUAAGCAAACUGAUGUUUAUUCAAUGGCGCUUGUCCUUUGGGAAAUCACAUCCCGCUGCAAUGCCAUUGGAGAUGUAAAGGACUACGAGCCUCCAUUUGGCACAAAAGUGCGGGAGCACCCAUGUGUUGAAAGCAUGAAGGACAAUGUAUUGAGGGAUAGAGGGAGACCUGAAAUCUCCAACAGCUGGCUUAGCCAUCAGGGGAUCCAGCUUGUAUGUGAGACUAUAACAGAAUGUUGGGACCAAGACCCAGAAGCCCGUCUCACUGCUCAGUGUGUAGAGGAAAGGUUCAGUGAAAUGGAGACCCUCGACAGACUCUCAGAGAGAAGCUGUUCUGAAGAGAAGAUACCAGAGGACUGUUCAGAGAAUGCAAGCAAAUAGCAGCACAAACUUUAACCAUAUGGAAUCUGUCCAAUGAAAAACAUUGUCCCACAGUGGAUGGGCCUUCCUCAUAUUUCUGCUGAUGAGGGCCCUGUUUGUAUCACUGUUGUGCGAUAUGUGUGACUGCAAAGACCAAAGCUGUAUCCGUUUUUAAACUAGAGCAGUAUAUGAUCGUACAAGAUUGCUUUACCGCAGGAUGAAUUGGUAUGAGCAUCUCAGGAUUUACAGUUUUUCCUUUAUAACAGCCAUAAUUGUUUGCACUUUAUUUUUUUAUAUAUAUAAACUGAGGCUAGAUGGUAGAUUUCUCAUAAGCCAACAUAAUUUCCAGAAGUAUGUUUCAUGCGUUGGAUAUAGGAAUCUACUAGUAACCUAGAAUGCCAGAACUAAAUUGACUCCUUGUAAGGAAGUAUAUAUGUACGCACUGACCAAUCAGAACAUGCAGUGUAGAGGUGGAUCCGAGUUUAUCUGCAUGUAGUAAAUGCCAAAGACAAAACUGCACACAUUGGACAGAACAUAGAAAGGACUGAAUAUAAAUCAUGUUUAAAUAGUUCAGUGUAUUUGUUCUGUUUAGCUAUAUUAAGUGCAUAUAUACAUCAUAACAUGAGGGCCAUUAAAUCUGUGUAUCGGUGUAACAUACAGUAUGGAGUAAUAUGUUGCCCUGGUGGCAGUGUAUCCAACAUUAUACACAUAGUGUGUGUCAGAGCAUAGUAAGCAAAAGAGAAAUAGCUUGUACCUCCGGCCAAGGAAUGGCACAGUCAUAGAAAAGAAAGUUAAAAGCAGAAUCUUUUUUUGCAAUAUAGGAGUUUGUGUAUAAAAUGAUAUGACAAAUGGCAGUUUAGAUAUUAAGAAAAUGCAUGACUCUCAACAUUAAGAACAGAACACAAGAGGUGAGUUUUUGCCUUAUGUAUAUUCUCACUGUCAUGCAGAGGGAAAAUAUCCAUCCAUAUUGCAUGAUGGAGGUAAUGGGUCACAAAGAGUAAUACAGUGAGGGAGAGGAGGAUUAAACUUAUUUAAAUUAGACAUUUGGCUCAGAUGGGUGACCAUUUUACUGUGUACCCAGUUAUGAUUAGAUGAGUUACUAUCACAACUUCUAUUAAAAUAAAUGCAGUACCAAGUUGUGCUGUGCCUCCCCAAGUGAUAUAGAGAAGGCUUGCUCUGUCUGUGCUCUCUGGCACAGUGCUAACAGCAAAAUGCUCUCUUACACAAUGUGCCUUACCUACUGAACAAAAGGGAAAUUAUAAGGGAUAAUAUGGCAUAUGGGGGUCUAAGAAAUAGUUACCAACAGUGAUUGAAAACUACAGAAUUAUAAUGGAAGUGAGUGCUUUGGUUUUACAGUGCCUUUUUUUUUAUACCCCACUGCCCAUUCAUGUUAUUGCACGUUAGGAAUUAGGUCUACAAUAAAGCUAAGUGCCCAACACUUAAGUGUCACAGGCAAAUAAGUGUAUCAGUUUAUAUAAGCAUGUACAAGGAAUCCAUGAAGAGAUACUGUCACAGCCCUGUUACUUCUUUUAUCAUUAUUGGCAACCUUUGUCCAUGAUGGCAAAAAAAGGCCUAAGUUUGCCAAAAUGGUUAGCCACUUAGCCACCGCCAUGCUCAUAAGUCCUUUAUUUGGGUUUUUUAUACAAGCGAGUGACUGGUUGUUGCUCUGGUUACUUGCUUUAGAUCAUGUUAAAUGUAUACUGUGCUCCACACAGCACUUUCUCCAGAAUUCUUCCCCUUUGGGACAGUAAAUAUGGGCGAAUCCUGUGUUGGAUGCACUUUGUAAUACAGCCCCGGACAAACCAAUAGGCACGUACCAUGCAUGGGCGGGGCAGAAUCAUUUCAGUAGGAUUCCCUUGUAUAAGAUUGUAAUCAUUGCUGCUCUAUAAAAAUGUUUAAUAGUCUCAAGAGAUGGAGACAUAUAAAGCAUUCUGCACCAAAAACUCAACUUGCUUAAGGACAGUAUUUGACUUGUUAUAUCACUGCCUUCUCAUACCCUUUGGAAUGGACUGGUGCACUAUUCCUUGUCAUUGUGUGAGUUGGGCAGUGACAGUGUAUGGUGAGAAGCCUUGGCUGUUUCCCCCCCGGAGCAGCCCAACGCUCAGAGCUAAACUUGCAGACAUAUUUUUAUAUAUUUUGAUCUUUUUUUUAUAUUCAGGUGGAUAUGAAAAUAAUAACAUAUUUUAUACUCACUUAAACUAACAAAGUAUUUGUAUGCAAUAAUGAUAUAUUAUAUGGAAUCUAUUUUAUUUCACUUAUUUGAAAGGAGGAUAUGGGCUCAGGAUCACAGCAGGGAUCUUCAUAUUGUUUGCUGCAAACUCUUUAUUCUAUGCAAUGCCAAAAAGGGGUUGAUGGAAAUUAGCCAAUGUAGUUGAACUGUGUCUCUGGAAAAGCCAAAUGCAAAGCCAUUAUCAACAAUAAAAAAUCAUUAGAAGUUUCUGAAAAAAAUGCACAGUGUAUUGUCCAGGCUUGAAUGCUGGAAUAUUCCAUUUUGUAUUAGGGGAUCUGUUACCAGGAAAACUAUUAACUAGAAAUGAUUUGCCUUUUCUCUCUAAUAAUUAAACAGUACCAUGUACUUGAUGCAUAAACCCAUAUUAUUUGCAAAACAAUCCUAUUGGGUUUAUUUUAUGUUUAACUGUUUAGUAGACUUAGGGGUAUAUUUAUCAUGGAGUGAAGCAUUACCGGUGAUGUUGCUCAUAGCAGCCAAUCAGCAUUUAGAUUUCAACAGGUAGAAAAGCAAAGCAUCUGAUUGGCUGCUAUGAGCAACAUUGCUGGUAAUGUUCUAAUGUGCAAAACCCCAGGUCAUGACCAUUCUGGAUAACAGGUCCCAUACCUGUCCCAGUAAAUGAGAUUUAGCCUUGGAACAUGUGGCCGCCUUGUUAAUAGGAGUGGAAAAAGUGGAGACAGAGAUAACAGAGUAAAUUGUCCCACAAGGAACCGGAGGAAAGGCCAAAACACUCCCUGCGUUGAUAGCGCUGCUGCAUUGUGCUUGCAGUUUGUCCCUUUGUAUGUGGCCGUCUCUCAGGCAGUGUGUGGGAUGAUGAGGGGGCAGAGAAUGUCACAUGUGUCCUGGUCCUAUAAGGAAACAAACUGCCUGCACCUCCCUAUAUAAAUCAGUGACUUGUGUGAGCUGCAUUGUGUAAGCGCUGGGCACCCGCACUUCUCCAUGACUCAAAUUGUCAUCUCUAUAUACCGAGGAGUAACUUGAUUAUUUCCAAAAUGGAACAGAUUUUUUUUAUUAAUAAUAUUUAUGGAUUAUAUUCUGUGAGAUGAAGCUCAUACUACAUUUUCAUUAUAAUUCCCUAUUUGAUGUAGGGUUUAUGGGUAAAUGAGAAGUAGGGGGGUGCAUGUGGUCAUACAGUAACUUACUGAGGGCACAAAACAAUCUUUAUUGGUAUAUUUGUAUUCAUACAUAGCAGUGGGCUGCCAUACUGUUUCCCUCACAAAGGGAGUGCAUUGCUUGUGACCUAUUUGCACCUAACCUACUAGUAGUAAUGUAGAUUGUGACCUAACAUGUCUCCCAAUGCCAGGCAGGUAUGGCUGUGCCAGGAGCCCAGGUGCCCCUUUUAGUUUGGCACGUACCAUUCUGUGCAAUUGCAGAAGCGCAGACAUAUCUGUCGUUUAAUUUCCCUGCUACUGGAAAGGUGCAGAGUGAGAGAGACGCAGAAACAAGGGAUAUUUUGCUACUGAUCUCUCUGUCUCCAUUUGUUCCUCUGAUAAGGAUCAGCACUUGGAAUGCAGCUUUAUGUUAUGUUACAGUGGGUGAUACUAGCUAUGCAAGUCAUGUGACAAUCUCAGGUUUCACUAAGUAAAAACAAAUGGAUUUCUCCUCCUUUGCACUAAGAUCUUUUGCCAAAACUUAACUCUGAGUUUAUUUCUAUAGAUAUAUGUGCAACAAAUGCUAUAGAGUGGCCCUUUUGUAUUUGUAUGGGGCCCAUUUCCUAUCAUGACUCUGAGCAAGGUGCUUACAGAUCUGUGUGCCAGGGCUGCACCCUGUGGGGGGGUCACUUACAGGAUACACACGUGCCUUAGUGCAACGAGAGGAACCCUAUCCUGCCAAGCACAAAUCUGUUCGACACUGUUACCCUCCAGCACAAGGGACAGCAAAAUGUACAGGAAAUAAAAAUACUUUAAAUGUGAAUUUCAUAAAUAUAAAUAUAUCUACAAAUCUUUUAUUUUAUGCAUUUGUAUUUGUAACUAUCCAGUUGUAUAUACCUGUGUAUAUAGCUAUAUAUGUAAAUAGAAUAAAUAAAAUACACAAUAACA